UGUUUGCGUUCGUGGUGGUCUCUGCAGCUCGUGCUUGCCGUUAUGCCUGAGCCGGCAAAAUCCGCCCCGGCGUCCAAGAAGGGCUCGAAGAAAGCUGUCACCAAAGCCCAGAAGAAGGACGGCAGGAAGCGCAAGCGCAGCCGCAAGGAGAGCUAUUCCAUCUAUGUGUACAAGGUACUGAAGCAAGUGCACCCGGACACCGGCAUCUCGUCUAAGGCCAUGGGCAUCAUGAACUCGUUCGUCAACGACAUCUUCGAGCGCAUCGCGGGCGAAGCGUCGCGCCUGGCGCAUUACAACAAGCGCUCGACCAUCACCUCCCGGGAGAUCCAGACGGCCGUGCGCCUGCUGCUGCCCGGCGAGCUGGCCAAGCACGCCGUGUCUGAGGGCACCAAGGCGGUCACCAAGUACACCAGCUCCAAGUGAGUGCCUGCCGGGAUGCGGCGCGCGCACGAGUUGCCGGGCCGCUCGACUUUCCAAAGGCUCUUUUCAGAGCCACCCACCUUCUCAGUGGAAGAAGCUGUCAUGUUGUUUUACACGGGUUUUUUGUAGUCCUACUUGGCUUUUUGGUUUCCUCACCUAGUGAA
This is a messenger RNA of Lagenorhynchus albirostris (white-beaked dolphin), 584 nucleotides long. Its product is annotated as histone H2B type 2-E-like. The record is from RefSeq and is a predicted model, not a curated record. Gene Ontology annotation, cellular component: nucleosome. The transcript has a single exon. NCBI's taxonomy places the organism in Eukaryota, Metazoa, Chordata, Mammalia, Artiodactyla, Delphinidae. Gene Ontology annotation, molecular function: DNA binding; structural constituent of chromatin; protein heterodimerization activity. The coding region runs from base 43 to 423 and encodes 126 amino acids.